CAUCACUCAUUCUAUAUUUUUAAGUGCAAAGCUUCAUAGUAGAGCACACACAUUGCACUAAAAUCUUUGAAACAUGGCUAACUUUGCUAUAGCCAAUGUUUUGAUACUUCUCUUGAACUUGAGUACCUUACUCAAUGUUCUUGCUUGUCCUUAUUGUCCCUACCCUUCUCCUAAACCACCAACACACAAACCUCCUGUUGUUAAACCACCAGUUCAUAAACCACCACCAGCUCACAAACCACCAAAGUACCCUCCUAAACCACAACCUUGUCCACCUCCUUCUUCAUCACCAAAACCACCCCAUGUUCCAAAACCUCCUCAUUAUCCCAAACCACCUGUAGUUCAUCCACCUCAUGUCCCAAAACCUCCGGCAGUUCAUCCACCUCAUGUCCCUAAACCUCCAGUAGUGCAUCCACCUAUAGUUCAUCCACCUUAUGUACCAAAACCACCAGUUGUUAAACCACCUGUUGUGAAACCACCUUAUGUACCAAAACCACCAGUUGUGAAACCACCUGUUGUGAAACCACCUCAUGUCCCUAAACCACCUGUUGUGAAACCACCAGUUGUUCCAGUAACACCACCUUAUGUUCCUAAGCCACCAGUUGUUCUUCCACCUUAUGUCCCUAAACCACCAGUUGUUCCAGUUACACCACCUUACGUUCCUAAGCCACCAAUUGUUUUCCCACCACAUGUUCCUCUUCCACCAGUUGUUCCGGUAACACCACCUUAUGUCCCUAAACCACCAAUUGUUUUUCCACCACACGUCCCUCUUCCACCAGUUGUUCCAGUAACACCACCUUAUGUUCCUCUUCCUCCGGUCGUUCCAGUUACACCACCUUUUGUACCAACACCUCCUGUUAUUACACCACCAACACCCACAGUACCAGUUCCUAGUCCACCUAGUGAAACACCGUGUCCACCACCACCACCAUCACCACUUGUACCUUCUCCACCACCAGCACAACAAACAUGUUCCAUUGAUGCUUUGAAGCUAGGUGCAUGUGUUGAUGUGCUUGGCGGUCUCAUACAUAUUGGAAUCGGUGGAAGUGCUAAACAAACAUGUUGUCCAUUGCUUCAAGGACUCGUAGAUUUGGAUGCUGCUGUGUGUCUUUGCACCACUAUUAGACUCAAGCUUCUUAAUAUCAACCUUGUUAUUCCCCUUGCUCUUCAGGUUCUUAUUGACUGUGGAAAAACUCCACCAGAAGGAUUCAAGUGUCCAUCAUCAUAGUUUCAUAGCGCUAGUACAUUUAUAUUUUGAUUGCAUGGAUAUUAGGUUGCUUGGAAUAAGGUUAACGUACACAAGGUUUGAAAGAGAUAUAGUGAAGAAAAUAUCAUUGUUUCUCGUUCAUCAAGUUGUUGUAGGGUACCACAAAUUAAGGCCAAGGACAUAGUAGAAUAUUGUGUAGCUGGGUGCAGAGUAGAAAGUUUUCUGCACUUUCAAGAAGUAGUUGUCGUCGUCAUGCAAUAGUACGACAAAACCAUUUAAAUUUGAUUAUUUUCUGUUUGGUUUCUUUUUGUCAAUUUGUUUGAUUGCGUGUGAUGCUCUGUGUUUGCAUGUCAGCGUUUGUAAGUUCGUCCGUGAAUGCAUUGGAAAUGUAGAAGUUCUUUUUAAUGUAAUUUUCUUCAAAAUGAUUAUCAUGCUACACGUUCUUUUCUUUCUUA
Molecule: messenger RNA, 1662 nt
Organism: Vicia villosa (hairy vetch)
Lineage: Eukaryota; Viridiplantae; Streptophyta; Magnoliopsida; Fabales; Fabaceae
Product: 36.4 kDa proline-rich protein
Exons: 2
Coding region: 74-1228 (384 amino acids)
Source: RefSeq, a predicted model, not a curated record